Gongylonema pulchrum is the source of this 333-nucleotide messenger RNA. The record is from the annotation of a GenBank genome assembly. NCBI's taxonomy places the organism in Eukaryota, Metazoa, Nematoda, Chromadorea, Rhabditida, Gongylonematidae.
AUGUAUUAUUAUAGAUCGUAUCCAGUCACAUCGACGGGUGCUGGACAGCAGCGUAUUCGAGUUGCACGUGCUGUUGUAGCGGAUAGAAAUGCUGCUGUGGAUGAACCAGGGUUAACGCAUGCUGAUCCGGCGCGACAUGCAUCAGCAGGGUCAGCGUGUGGAGAUGCGCAAGUAGCAGCCGCAGCAGCAACAGUAUCCAGAGCACGUCAACAACAGACUCGACCAGCAGCUGGUGAUUACAGUGGAUCAGUGGUAAAUCAUUCGUUACAACAAUCCGGUGAUUUCAGCAACAGUAGUAGUAAUACAUCGAACGCCGAAGCAACACAACGUUAG